AUCUGACACAAAAUUUUCACUUCUUAUCUUGUCUAGUAUUAUGAUACAACAUGAUGUUAUUAUUAAAGUCAACAGAAAAGUGAAAAAGAAAAAGUAAUUCAACAAAUUAACACCUUUUCUUGUUCAAUAGUUAUCCAAUCAAUUCCAAUAAACUAUUAAUGUUCAAUUGUUUUACCCUCAAAUGAUCAACUAAACAUAAGUGUUUUCAAUUCAAUUAAUUCAUCAUUAAACAUUGGAUUACAUAGCAAUUGAAGGAUUUACAUUUUCAAUUAUGUUUCUAAUUUUGUCGACACUUCUUUUGCCAACUUUGAUUAGUACAAUUAACGGUGAAAUUGGUUCACAAUUUGGUGAAAGUCACACAAUUGUUAAACGUGCCACUAAGCCAGACCAUUUCACUUAUACAGAUCAAAAAGAGUGGCUGACUUUCAAUGGAUCCCAGUGCGGCAAUGAUCGCCAGUCUCCCAUCAACUUGGACUCUUCUCUUGCCACAAUCGAUGAAUCGCUUCAUCUUAACUUCAAUUCAUACGAUAAUUUACUUGAAGCCGGUCAGGGUUCAGUUCAUUCAACAGGACAUAAUUUAAGAUUGGAUUUCAAGACUCAGUAUACUUACAGUGUAACAGGGAGUGCAGUUGAAGGUCAUCUCAUGGAGUUAUACCAGCUUCAUCUUCAUUGGGGAAUCAAUUCAAUGUCAGGUUCAGAGCAUGCAAUUGAUGGAGAAAGGUUUGCUGCUGAGGUUCAUUUUGUUCAUCUCAAUGCCGCGUAUAAGGGUUUCGGUGAAAAAGCUUUGGAACAUGAAGAUGCAUUGACUGUUAUCGGUGUUAUUGCAAAGAAUGGUGAUCCUAAUCCUGGAUUAGACAUCUUAUUGGAAGCCAUGCAAAGCAAUAGCUCUAACAUCAAAUAUGAUACGAAAAACCAGUUUAGCUUACGAUAUUUUCUUCCUGGUAACACUAAAUCCUUUUUCAAAUAUUUUGGUUCUCUAACGACUCCCAAUUGCCAAGAGGCUGUAAAUUGGAUUGUUAUGAAAGAUUUUAUUACAGUUUCUAAUGAUCAGAUUGAUAGGCUUCGUUCUCUGGUUGAUGAACAUGGUGAUGAGAUGAAAACGGUUGUCCGUGAUGUGCAGCCACUCAAAGGUCGUACAAUAUAUCAAAGUGAUUCUGGUUCAAUGCUUGGACCAAUCAGCCUUGCAUCCAUCGUCUUCUAUCUAAUCAUUCAUAUUUUGUUUAUUCAAAAAUGUAUUUUGAAUUGAUAAUUCAACACCGUCAACGCCAUUGCCCUCAUCAUAGCUGAAUCUACUGCAAUCCCAUGCUAUCAAACAAGCCGCAAAACUAUGUUACCGGAAUACGCCAUGUUAAUUUUUUAUUUAAAGAUGAAUCUACAUGACUUCAAGGGAAAGUGAAAAUUUCCUGAUUUUAAUAAUUUCCUGUGAAAGCUCAAGACAAACAAACACCCAGAAGACUCUCACAUAUAUGGACGGAAAGAAAGAUGGAUAGUUUUAUCAGCCUAACGUAACUUCAACCCAAAGAAAGCCAAAAAAGCCAACAUUACCUUAAAGUCCUGUCCAUGACCAAUUUAGGAGAUAAUUAUUUGAUUUAGUGUGACAGUUUAGUUUUUCUUCAAUGUCUCAACACUGAAGAAAAACUGAGAAAUGCCUAAUUUAUAAGAUAGACAGACAGUACAAUAUAUUACCAGUCACACCUUUUCUAGUCAUACCAUUAGUCUUGCCAUUGGUCUUCCUGUUGAUGGUUUACAAUUGAAAUGCAUCAAUUGGGUGAAAAUGUGUCAUAAAAAAAGUAAAUAAUGGAACUUUAGAUUGUGAUAAAAUUGAAUGUAUUUUUUGGCUUCCAACUUCAACUGAACCAACUGUUAUGCUGCUUCCAGUAUUUAUCAUCGUUAAAUGUUAACCCUUUAAUCGAUGAUAAUCUUGAUUAAUAUUGUUAUUAUAUUUAGCUCAUUCAAAUUUGUUUCCAUUGCAAUGUAUAUUUGCUAGUCUUUGUAGAAUCUCAAGCCAAUCAAUAAAUCAACAAACUUCAAUUCAUAUAUCAA
Molecule: messenger RNA, 2043 nt
Organism: Tetranychus urticae (two-spotted spider mite)
Lineage: Eukaryota; Metazoa; Arthropoda; Arachnida; Trombidiformes; Tetranychidae
Product: carbonic anhydrase 2
Molecular function (GO): zinc ion binding; carbonate dehydratase activity
Source: RefSeq, a predicted model, not a curated record